Molecule: messenger RNA, 1443 nt
Organism: Lutra lutra (Eurasian river otter)
Lineage: Eukaryota; Metazoa; Chordata; Mammalia; Carnivora; Mustelidae
Gene: TBPL1
Product: TATA-box binding protein like 1
Exons: 8
Coding region: 427-987 (186 amino acids)
Biological process (GO): DNA-templated transcription initiation
Molecular function (GO): general transcription initiation factor activity; DNA binding
Source: RefSeq, a predicted model, not a curated record
AGGGGCACCCUGUCCGGCGGCGCUCUAGCCCCCGCGCGCUGUCUCUAUGCUCCCCCUGCGUCUGGUCUAUUUAUUGUCGCGGGGAAGAAGCGGCCGCCCAGUACCCGGAACAACAAAGCGAGAAAGACGGAGCCCGAGCCUCGGGGGCUCCUAGCAACGGGCCGGGGCGGGAGUUCCAUGGAGACUGGGGAGCGCGCCCGCCUUAUCAUCAUCCUUGUCCUCCAGCUUAUCCUUCGCGUCCGACGUAACCGGCAGCAGCGCUGCCGCCGCGUUCUCUGCCGCCGCCCCCUCUUCCCACGAGGUAGCUGAAACUGCCGCUCCGCUCUCGUGAUUCAGGCAGCUCAGGAGUGACUGCAUACGAUUGGAGCAGUAUUUGUUUAUGGAUGUGAUCUUCGUGGUGGGAAGCUAAGUUUUUAAACUACCCCAAUGGAUGCAGACAGUGAUGUUGCAUUGGACAUUCUAAUUACAAAUGUAGUCUGUGUUUUUAGAACAAGAUGCCAUUUGAACUUAAGGAAGAUUGCUUUGGAGGGAGCAAAUGUAAUUUAUAAGCGUGACGUUGGAAAAGUAUUAAUGAAGCUGAGAAAACCUAGAAUUACAGCUACAAUUUGGUCCUCAGGAAAAAUUAUUUGCACUGGAGCAACAAGUGAAGAAGAAGCUAAAUUUGGUGCCAGGCGUUUAGCCCGCAGUCUUCAGAAACUAGGUUUUCAGGUAAUAUUUACAGAUUUUAAGGUUGUUAACGUUUUGGCAGUGUGUAACAUGCCAUUUGAAAUCCGUUUGCCAGAAUUCACAAAGAACAAUAGACCUCAUGCCAGUUAUGAACCUGAACUUCAUCCUGCUGUGUGCUAUCGGAUAAAAUCUCUAAGAGCUACAUUACAGAUUUUUUCAACAGGAAGUAUCACAGUAACAGGGCCCAACGUAAAGGCUGUUGCGACUGCUGUGGAACAGAUUUACCCAUUUGUGUUUGAAAGCAGGAAAGAAAUUUUAUAAUUCAUCAUGUAAUUGGUUAGAAUCCCUAACUGAGCACCUUUUAAAACCUGCUGCACAUUGGACUCAAAACAAAAGGAAAACUGGACCAACAGUAAUUGAGGAAAUAGACUCUUUUAUUCAUUCACGGCUACAGUGUAAGCUCCAAGCCCUUUGGAUUUUAUUUCAAACCUUGCUGUAAUAUAAAAAGGAAGUUUACAAGACAUGACAUUGCUGCUUUUACAAAAGGACAUUCUAUUUAUUUUCGCAGUAAUUCUCAUGUCCCCCCGUAAGCAGAGCUGUCACAGUGUGCACUACCUUGAAUUGUUUUGUUAUUGUCAUUAUUUCUUCCCAGUUUGAGCUAAUGUGUUUUAUUUGUGAAUAGUCUUUUACAUUUUUGUAUGCUGAAUAUGGGCACCAAAGAACCUGUAAAAGUUAUCUUUUUCAAUUGAAUGUGCACAAAUAAAAGUUUGGAAAAGA